Messenger RNA from Argentina anserina (silverweed cinquefoil), 2694 nucleotides. RefSeq names its product phosphate transporter PHO1. Bases 49 to 2388 code for a protein of 779 amino acids. Lineage: Eukaryota; Viridiplantae; Streptophyta; Magnoliopsida; Rosales; Rosaceae. The record is from RefSeq and is a predicted model, not a curated record. Gene Ontology annotation, cellular component: membrane. The transcript has 15 exons.
UCUUCUCCUCUACUCUCCUUUUCGUUCGCAGUUACACCAGCUAACAAAAUGGUGAAGUUCUCAAAGGAGCUUGAAGCUCAGCUCAUCCCGGAGUGGAAGGAUGCUUUCGUUAACUACUGGCAGCUCAAGAAGCAAGUCAAGAAGAUCAAAGUUUCAAGAGUUCCCAAGCAAGCCACAGAUGCAGACUACGGCGUCUCCCUUUUCGAUCCCAUUCGCUCCAUCAGCAAGAAAAUCAGUGACAAGCUAUUCAACUUUGAUAACAGGUUAACUGAGAUCAUCCAGGUGAAGAGUAAGAUAAGGAAGAAUGGUGAGGAGGAAGAAAUCUUUGAGACCGAGCUUGUUCAGUUGUUUUCUGAAGAGGAUGAGGUGAGGGUGUUCUUUGAGGGACUAGAUGAAGAGCUGAACAAGGUGAACCAAUUUUACAAGACCAAAGAGACAGAGUUUCUAGAGAGAGGAGAAAUUUUGAACAAGCAGCUACAGAUUUUGCUAGACCUCAAGCAGAUUCUUGACGAUAGGCGAUGGAAAAAUUCUUUAUCAAAACCAAAAUUAUCAAAUGUUCCUAGCUCAUGGUCCUCAACUCCCCGGAAUUCUGACUAUAGUUCUGAAAACUCGGCAGAAUUGAGUGCUACACCUACUGGUACAGAACUAACACAGACAGAUGAAGCAAUUUCAGCACUAGAAAGAAACGGUGUGAGUUUCACUAACACGGCAACUAGGGGUAAGACAAAGAAAGGCAAGCCUAAGAUGGCCAUGAGGAUUGACAUCCCAAACAACACCCCUACAAGAACCAUCACAGCCGUUACGUCAAUGCUGUGGGAAGAUUUGGUUAACAAUCCGAAGAAGGAAAGUCCUGGAGAAUUCAUCAACAGAAAGAAGAUUCAGUGUGCUGAGAAAAUAAUUAGAGGGGCUUUUGUGGAGCUCUACAGAGGCCUUGGCCUACUUAAAACUUACAGCUCAUUGAAUAUGGUAGCUUUUACAAAGAUCCUGAAGAAAUUUGACAAGGUAUCGAAUCAGCAGGCAUCAGCAAGUUAUCUAAAAGCUGUGAAGAGAUCUCAUUUCAUUAGUUCUGACAAGUUUGUUAGACUAAUGGACGAAGUGGAAACCAUAUUCACAAAGCACUUUGCCAACAAUGACAAGAAAAAGGCAAUGAAGUUUCUGAGGCCCAGACAGCACAAGGAGUCUCACAUGAUCACCUUCUUUGUUGGAUUGUUCACAGGUUGCUUUGUAUCGUUGUUUAGUGUAUACGCACUGUUAGCGCACUUAUCUGGUAUAUUCUCUCCCAGUACAGAACUAGAUUACAUGGAAACUGUCUACCCUGUUUUUAGCGUCUUUGCAUUACUGAGCUUGCACUUGUUCAUGUAUGGGUGCAACCUGUUCAUGUGGAAGAGUAAAAGAAUCAAUUGCAACUUCAUAUUUGAAUUCCAGCCGAGCACCGCCCUAAAGUACCGUGACGCCUUCCUCAUAUGCACAACUUUUAUGACAGCUGUGGUUGGUGCCAUGGUUUUACACCUUAUAUUAAGGGCUAAAAACUUCUUGCCAAGCCAAGUCGAUGCCAUUCCUGGAAUUUUCCUUCUGUUUUUUAUUACCCUGCUGAUAUGCCCCUUGGACAUCUUCUAUCGACCUACACGUUACUGCUUCCUCAAAGUACUCCGUAACAUAGUCUGUUCUCCACUUUACAAGGUUUUGAUGGUAGACUUUUUCAUGGCUGAUCAGCUAACUAGCCAGAUCCCAUUGCUGAGACACAUGGAAUCCACAGCCUGCUACUUUCUUGCUGGAAGUUUCAGAACACACCAAUACGAGACAUGCAAAACUGGAAGGCUAUUCAGAGAGCUAGCUUAUGUCAUUUCAUUUGCUCCAUACUACUGGCGUGCAAUGCAGUGUGCAAGACGAUGGUUUGAUGAGUCUGAUGUCAACCAACUGGCUAACAUGGGGAAGUAUGUUUCGGCCAUGGUAGCAGCCGGAGCCAGGAUUACAUAUGCUAACCAGCAGAAUCAUCUAUGGUUUUCUGUAGUAGUGGUCACUUCUGUGGUGGCUACAGUCUAUCAGUUAUACUGGGAUUUUGUCCAGGAUUGGGGGCUUUUCAACCCAAAUUCCAAGAACCUAUGGCUGAGAGAUGAACUCAUUUUGAAGAACCAAAGCAUCUACUACUUUUCCAUUGCCUUAAAUGCUGUUUUGAGAGUUGCUUGGGUGGAGACAGUUAUGGGAUUUCACAAGAUUUCGUAUGUUGAGUCACGAUUCGUGGAUUUUCUCUUGGCUUCAUUAGAGGUUAUCCGGCGGGGACAUUGGAACUUCUACAGAUUAGAGAAUGAGCAUCUGAAUAAUGUUGGCAAGUUCAGGGCAGUCAAAACGGUUCCCCUACCAUUCCGUGAUGCUGAUUCUGAUGGCUGAGAUGUAUCCGUCUUGUUAAUUUUUACGGAAUCCCCAGAAUACUGCUAUGGGGCAAUUAAGCCAAGGCAGGAGGAGGGACUGUACAUUUUCUUACAUCAAUGUCUGAGAUCCUGCCAUUCAUUCAUCGCAUAUACAAUUCGGAAGGUGCCAAAUGCAAUGAAGAAAAGCAAUUUCCAACUGAAAUAACCUUUUCUAAUGUCCCUUUGGCAAUUUUAAUUUAGAAAUAUAUGAUGAUGUAAGUACCGUGUAUUUUCUAAACAGGCAGUUAUGUUUCUCAUUGACUUUCAAACUUCUCGCCUCUGAAGA